CUCUCAAGGAGUGACAAAGACUUGCGAGAACUACCUGAACUGGCGGAUUGGCAAAGACGGCUGUGCAUUGUGGACCAACAAGUUAACAAUGUGGAACCGAUUUGUAGACUCUAUCCAUCCUCGAUACGAGUGUCCCUUCCGAGUGAUGGAAUGCCACGUGUGUUUCGAGGAGUUCGACUGUCACAAGCACCGUCCGAAAGUUCUGCCUUGCGGGCAUUCGUUUUGCCUGCAAUGUCUGGAUCGGCUGCCCGUCAAAGAGUGCCCUGUGGAUGCGAAGGGUUUUGACCCAACUGAACUGGUGGACAAUUUCAUCCUUCUUGAACCGUGUGACAAGACUUCUCACCCGACGGUCCGCUUCUGGUGCCGGAGCUGCAGGCAGGAGGCAACGUCGCGCUGCGUGGACGAGCACUCGGUGUGCAGCUUCAGGAAGGCGCGCGCGGAGGAGGCCGCCCGGCAGAUGGACUCGCUGGAGGCUGCCGAGGCCGCCGUGGCGGGGCUGCGCGCCAAGCUGGAGGACUGCUGCGGCCGGCUGGAGUGGGACCAGGUGGCCCUGGCGCUGGCGCGGGGACGCGUGCGGGACGCGCUGGAGGCCGACCGCGGCAGCUGGGAGGAGACCAAGCGCGCGGCGGCGCAGAGCAGCAAAGGACUGUCUGAGAGCGCGGCCUGCAUCGCGAACGAGGUGAUGGCCGCCGUCUCGGCGUCACUGCAGCAGCUGCGCCUCGUGGAAGGGGGCGGAAGAGAGCAGGAGAACGACCUUCCUGCAUCUGACGAGUCCGGAGCCCCUGCACACGUAGGCGCCGUCGAAGCAGCGGUGGCUGCCGCCGCCUCGCAGUGGGAGGAGCGCACCAACGAGGAGGAGCGCGGCAUCGCCUUGGAGGAGAUGGCGGCCCGGAUGCAGCAGGGCUGCCUGGUGGCGCGCGGCAGGGACUUCGACCCGUACUGGACCAUGGACGGCGUGCCCCCCGGGCCCGGCACCGUCACCUCCAGGGGGCAGGGCCGCGUAGACGUGCUGUGGAGCCGCACCGGCGUCACUGCCGGCCACCGCAUGGGGCUCCAGGGGCUGUACGAGCUCCGGCUGCAGGCGCCCCCUCCGCUGAAACCAAAUGUUGGGACGGACCAAUAUCAUUUUCUUGAUGUUGAAACAAUCGAGGACGUGAAGGACAAGGCAAUGUUGCUUGCAGAUGCCAGUCUAAACAAGGUGCUCACCAUGGUCGGCCUGUACUGCAGCGACUCGCCUGCCUGGAGCCAGAGGGUGCUGGAGCAGGUGGCGGACCACCUGCUGGGCCUGCAGAUGGUGCUGCCGCAGCAGCGGCACCUCGACGUGGUGCUGGCGAUGCAAUUGGAUGCGCUCUGCCUCGUCGAAGUGAGUGGGGACCAACCACUGCAGAAACCAAAUGUUGGGACGGACCAAUAUCAUUUUCUUGAUGUUGAAACAAUCGAGGACGUGAAGGACAAGGCAAUGUUGCUUGCAGAUGCCAGUCUAAACAAGGUGCUCACCAUGGUCGGCCUGUACUGCAGCGACUCGCCUGCCUGGAGCCAGAGGGUGCUGGAGCAGGUGGCGGACCACCUGCUGGGCCUGCAGAUGGUGCUGCCGCAGCAGCGGCACCUCGACGUGGUGCUGGCGAUGCAAUUGGAUGCGCUCUGCCUCGUCGAAGUGAGUGGGGACCAACCACUGCAGGUGAGCCGCAUGGCGUCGCUGCGCUUCCUGGAGCUGCACUGCUCGCUGGAGGCCUCGCUGCCCGUGCUGUCGUUCCCACGGGCGGCCGCGCCGGCAGGGCUGCUGUGGCUGCGCUGCGCUGCUUCAACAAGUAAAGCGUUUUACAUUCCAUUUCAAAUUGUAGUGUCCCAGAAUGCCUUCGGUAUCUCGUAUAAAGACACUCAGUAUUACGACAGUGUGCCAUUUACCUUUGAACCAAUUAAGUUUAUUUCUAUUAAUAUUCCAGAUUAA
Molecule: messenger RNA, 1948 nt
Organism: Thrips palmi
Lineage: Eukaryota; Metazoa; Arthropoda; Insecta; Thysanoptera; Thripidae
Exons: 12
Coding region: 89-1948 (619 amino acids)
Biological process (GO): protein ubiquitination
Molecular function (GO): ubiquitin protein ligase activity; metal ion binding
Source: RefSeq, a predicted model, not a curated record